Peniophora sp. CBMAI 1063 is the source of this 531-nucleotide messenger RNA. Lineage: Eukaryota; Fungi; Basidiomycota; Agaricomycetes; Russulales; Peniophoraceae. The record is from the annotation of a GenBank genome assembly.
AUGUGCUCAGACCUCGAGUGUUCCUAUCUGCUGAGCUGCAACGCUUGCCAGCGCAACAAGUCACCUACCACCAAGCCUGUUGGACCUCUCCACCCUCACUCUGUCCCCGACACUUGUGGCAACUCCGUCACCAUUGACUUCAAUGGGCCCCUUUCACCGUUUGGCCCGGAGAACUAUGACUUCCUGAUGACUAUGACCAACCGCGCCAGUUGCAACAUCCACGCCGUCCCCUACCACAAGACCCUCACCACCAAAGGUGCCGUGCACCUCUUCUUCCAGGACUGGUACUGCGAGAACGGCCUUCCGCUCAAAAUCAUCUCUGACCACGACACCCGCUUUGACAACCAGCUGUGGUGCACAUUCCACAAGCUUACCGGCAUCACACUCGUCAUGUCCUCGUCCUUCCACACCCAGACCAACGGUGCGUCUGAGCAAAUGAACAAGACACUUAUCCCAGCCGUACGCCACCACGUCGACCACCUCCAAGACGGCUGGGCCGACGCGCUACCUGCCGUUCGCUUUGCCAUCUGA